AUGGGUGUCAUUAAGAGUUUGUCCAAAGUGGCCGCGUACGGCACAGUAGCAGGAGUAGGUGGCUGGGCACUAUGGACGAGAAAGUCCAACUUUGUUCCCCUGUCGCCAAACGAUUACAUCUACAACACGACCUUCUUUGCUCGCAACAAUCCCGAGAGGAACCCCACGACCAGCGACUUGUGCGUACGCAAGGUGCCGCUGAGCCAGAUCAAGGCCGAGUACCUUGAGAAGGAAGGAAAGCUGGUCGAGAAGUUUUGCGCCGGCGUCUGGGGAGGCCUUGGCUACGCAUACCAACGUCAAUACCUCGAGAAGAAGUACCGCGAUGCCGACACGGAAUCACAGCUCUGGGACACCAAGGCUCUGCAAGAAUCCGAAUAUCCCAUCGGUACACAAAUCACCGACCACUUCGAAGUCCUCUCCAAAACACCCGAGUCAAUCAUUGUACGCUGCGGAGACUCGCCUCGCAAGAUGGAGGUCAGAUCGAGUGACGGACUAUUCGAGAUGAGAGCAGAGAUCAAGCAAGAAGAGGGCGUUGCCGAGUUCCAAUUGAAGAGUUGCUUCUACCAGGGCUUGGGCAAGGCAACUGGACAGCCCAUGCCUCCACACAUCGAGUUCCUCCACAGACAAUAUACAAAGCUGUGGAUGGAGACUGCUAUUAGCAACGUCACCCGAUGA
Aureobasidium subglaciale EXF-2481 is the source of this 675-nucleotide messenger RNA. RefSeq lists its product as uncharacterized. The record is from RefSeq and is a predicted model, not a curated record. The coding region runs from base 1 to 675 and encodes 224 amino acids. The transcript is spliced from 2 exons. NCBI's taxonomy places the organism in Eukaryota, Fungi, Ascomycota, Dothideomycetes, Dothideales, Saccotheciaceae.